This is a messenger RNA of Eimeria tenella, 335 nucleotides long. RefSeq lists its product as uncharacterized. Lineage: Eukaryota; Apicomplexa; Conoidasida; Eucoccidiorida; Eimeriidae. The annotation marks the transcript as partial. The transcript has 2 exons. The record is from RefSeq and is a predicted model, not a curated record.
GCGGCAGCACAAGCAAAGGGGGGCCAUCUGAAGACGCCGGCGACAGCAGCUGCUGCCUGGGAGAGGCCUCAGACACCAGAGGAAGCAGCCGGGUGGCCCGCAGUGGGGCGGGGGCGGAGCCUUCGACUGCGCAGAAGCUGCGCUUCUACGGGCUAUACAAACAGGCCACUGUGGGCGACAACGAAACCCCUGAGCCUUCUUUUUAUCAAAUUGAGGCCAAACAAAAGUGGAAGGCCUGGGCGGAGCUCAAGGGAAUGGACAAAGCCACUGCCCAGGCAGAAUAUGUCAAAGCCCUGGACUCCUCCAGCCCCAACUGGAGGCAGCAGGCCAACUAA